GGGGGGGGGGGGGGGGGGGGGCAGGGCGGAUGGGGGAUCUCACGCCGCAGCCGGUCUCCCCCGACGAGAUGCUCCUUUUUUUGGUCCACCCGACCAAUCGGACGCAGCGGCUGGAUUCUACGGAAGCCGGGAUGGGCCCUUCGUGGCGGCAGCAGGACUGUCCCCUGCCGACCAUAACGCAUUGCGCAGGGUGCACCACCACCACCGAGUCCUCCUGCGGCUUUAACGCCUCUGACAUGGAGACACCAUUGCAGUUCCAGCUGGGCUUCUGCUCCGAGCAGCGGCAGCAGCACGGCCAGGACAAGCAGAGUCUUCUCCAGCAGCCACAGCAGCAGAGGCCAUGCCCCCAGUGCAACAACUGCACCUACUAUGGGGCCGCUGCGGCAGCAGCGGGGGAUAACCUGCCCUCGCUGCUCCGCACUUCUUCGCCCCUCUCGGGCGCCUUCAGGACUCAUUCCUCGCCGCUCUCCGCCUCCUCCCGGCAGGGCAGCCAGUUGAACGUCAGCGAGCUCACCCCCUCCAGCCAUGCCGGCUCGUCCAGGCAGCCCCACCAGUACCACCAGUGCCAUAGCCUGCAGCAGCAGCAAGCAGCCAGUCCCAGCAGCAGUGUCAGCAGCGGCAGCACCCACCAUCACCACUACCAGCAGCGUCGGGAGAGCAAUCCCUUCGCCGAAAUAGCCAUGAGCAGCUGCAGGUACAACGGCGGCAUCAUGCGGCCGCUCAGCAACCUGAGCUCAUCCCGCAGGAACCUGCACGAGCUUGACUCCGAGUCUCAGCCGCUCCAUCCGCCGCUCGCCAGCCCCAUAGCCGCUGCCCCGGAGAUCGUGGUCUCCAAGCCCGAGCACAACAACUCCAACAACCUGGCGCUCUACAGCUCCGGCGGCGCGAACAACGGCGGGGGCAAGUCCAGCAAGAAGAACCAGAACAUCGGCUACAAGCUGGGGCACCGCCGGGCGCUCUUCGAGAAGCGCAAGCGCCUCAGCGACUACGCGCUCAUCUUCGGCAUGUUCGGCAUCGUAGUCAUGGUGAUCGAGACAGAGCUGUCCUGGGGCGCCUACACGAAGGAGUCUCUGUAUUCCCUCGCUCUAAAAUGCCUUAUUAGCCUCUCCACGAUUAUCCUGCUUGGGCUCAUUAUUGUAUACCAUGCAAGGGAAAUUCAGUUAUUCAUGGUGGACAAUGGAGCAGAUGACUGGAGGAUAGCCAUGACUUAUGAGCGUAUUUUCUUUAUCUGCUUGGAAAUACUUGUAUGUGCUAUACAUCCCAUACCUGGGAACUAUACGUUCACGUGGACAGCCCGGCUUGCCUUUUCUUAUGCUCCAUCCACAACAACAGCUGAUGUGGAUAUUAUUUUAUCUAUACCAAUGUUCUUAAGGCUGUAUCUUAUUGCCAGAGUUAUGCUUUUGCAUAGCAAACUUUUCACUGAUGCAUCAUCUAGAAGCAUUGGGGCGUUAAAUAAGAUAAACUUCAAUACCCGCUUUGUUAUGAAGACCUUAAUGACAAUAUGUCCGGGAACUGUACUGUUGGUUUUUAGUAUCUCAUUAUGGAUAAUUGCUGCGUGGACUGUCCGAGCUUGUGAAAGGUACCAUGAUCAACAGGAUGUUACGAGCAAUUUUCUUGGAGCAAUGUGGUUGAUUUCAAUAACAUUUCUAUCCAUUGGAUAUGGUGACAUGGUACCUAAUACAUACUGUGGGAAAGGAGUCUGUUUACUCACUGGAAUCAUGGGUGCAGGGUGCACUGCACUGGUGGUAGCUGUGGUUGCAAGGAAGUUAGAACUUACCAAAGCUGAAAAACAUGUGCAUAAUUUCAUGAUGGACACCCAGCUAACUAAAAGAGUGAAAAAUGCAGCGGCCAAUGUACUCAGGGAAACAUGGUUAAUUUAUAAAAGUACUAAGCUGGUUAAAAAGAUAGACCAUGCAAAAGUAAGGAAACAUCAACGAAAAUUCUUGCAAGCUAUUCAUCAAUUAAGAAGUGUAAAAAUGGAACAAAGGAAACUAAACGAUCAAGCCAACACUUUGGUGGACCUGGCAAAGACUCAAAACAUCAUGUAUGACAUGAUUUCUGACUUAAAUGAAAGAAGUGAAGAUUUUGAGAAGAGAAUUGUUACUCUGGAAACUAAACUGGAAACUUUAAUUGGUAGCAUUCAAGCUCUCCCUGGACUGAUUAGCCAGACAAUCAGCCAACAACAGAGGGAUCUCCUCAAGGCUCAGAUACAAAAUUAUAAACAUGUUGCCUACAGUGCUGAGCGAUCAUGGUCUUUGUCAAGAAGGAGAUCCUCCUCCACAGCACCAUCAACUUCAUCAGAGAGUAGCUAGAAGAGAAUAAGUUAACCACCAAAAAAAAAGACUUUUUGCCAUCAUAUGGUCAAUAUUUUAGCUUUUAUUGUAAAGCCCUAUGGUUCUAAUCAGUGUUAUCUGGGUUCUGAUGUCAGAAUCCUGGAAACCUGGACACAAAAUUUAAGGUCAAAAUGAGUGAAAACUGUGUCAUCCCCCCCUCAGAUGCACAGAGAAUGCACUUCUUAAUGCUAUAUUAGAUUGUUACUCCUGUAAUUUCACUAACUUUUUAUUCAUGCACUUCAAACAAACUUUAUUACUACAGUAUAUAAUAAUAAUAAUAAGGUGAAUUUCUGCACAUAUUUGCUUGGUUACUUAGACUUUAACAGUUAAAAAAGAGACUUAAUAC
Harpia harpyja (harpy eagle) is the source of this 2679-nucleotide messenger RNA. RefSeq names its product small conductance calcium-activated potassium channel protein 2-like. Bases 30 to 2312 code for a protein of 760 amino acids. The transcript has 8 exons. Gene Ontology annotation, molecular function: calmodulin binding; small conductance calcium-activated potassium channel activity. Gene Ontology annotation, biological process: potassium ion transmembrane transport. The record is from RefSeq and is a predicted model, not a curated record. Gene Ontology annotation, cellular component: plasma membrane; neuronal cell body; neuron projection. Lineage: Eukaryota; Metazoa; Chordata; Aves; Accipitriformes; Accipitridae.